UCCCAAAACUCGUCCGCAUUCCCUUCCACCUCUCUAGGGUUCCGACCUCCGAACCCCCUUUCCUCCUUCACUCCUCCGACGAAUCGUCUCUAGGGUUCUGAUCUCCGACCCCCUUCGACCUCUCGUCGACCCCCACCUCCGCCUCCGCACCCUUCCCCCCUCCUCCGCCGCCACCACCUCCGCCGCUUCUCUGGGUUUCCGCCCUCCGAAUUAGGUUUCUAGUCGGCAUGUACAUCAAAGAGAUCUGUUUGGAGGGAUUCAAGUCCUACGCCACCAGGACGGUGGUCUCCGGCUUCGAUCCCUACUUCAACGCGAUCACGGGGCUCAAUGGGUCGGGGAAGUCCAAUAUUCUCGAUUCCAUCUGCUUCGUGCUCGGGAUCACCAAUCUCCAGCAGGUCCGGGCCACCAACCUCCAGGAGCUCGUCUACAAGCAGGGCCAGGCCGGAAUUACUAAGGCAACGGUCUCAAUUGUCUUCGAUAAUUCUGCUCGCAGCCGAAGCCCUCUUGGGUAUGAGGACUGCCCGGAAAUCACUGUCACUAGGCAGAUUGUAGUUGGGGGAAGGAACAAAUACCUCAUCAAUGGGCACCUUGCCCAGCCUUCUCGUGUUCAGACCCUUUUCCAUUCUGUGCAGCUUAAUGUCAACAACCCACAUUUCCUUAUAAUGCAAGGACGCAUCACAAAAGUCCUAAACAUGAAACCACCAGAAAUUCUAUCAAUGCUGGAAGAGGCUGCUGGCACAAGAAUGUAUGAAAUGAAAAAGGAAUCAGCCUUGAAGACACUUGAGAAGAAGCAGAGUAAAGUGGAUGAGAUCAAUAAGCUUCUUGACCAAGAGAUCCUUCCUGCUCUGGAGAAGCUUAGGAAGGAGAGAACGCAAUACAUGCGGUGGGCUAAUGGCAAUGCAGAAUUAGAUCGUCUCAGAAGGUUUUGCAUUGCUUAUGAGUUUGUUCAGGCUGAGAAGGUACGAGAUAGUGCUGUAAAUGAGGUAGGUCAGAUGAGGAUGAAGAUUGCUGAGCUGGAUGAUGGCACUCAAAGGCUAAAAAGUGAGAUACAGGAAAUGGAGAAAAAGAUAUCCAUCUUGACUGCUGAGAAGGAAGGAAAGGUAGGUGGUGUGAUGAAGGCUUUGUCGGAGAAGGUGGAUACUCUUUCUCGCACUCUUGUGAAGGAAACUUCUGUAUUGAAUAAUCAAGAAGAAUCUUUGAAUGCCGAGAAGGAGGCUACUCAAAAGGUCAUUAAGAGUAUUGAAGACACAAAAAGAUCAAUAUCUGAGAGGGAUUCUGCUGUCAAGAAAGCUGAGGAUGAUGCAGCUGAUCUUAAAAAAAGAGUUGAAGGUCUAUCUAAGAAUUUGGAUGAGUGUGAGAGAGAAUACCAGGGUGUUCUAGCUGGUAAGAGUAGUGGAAAUGAAGAAAAGUGUCUUGAAGAUCAAUUAAGAGAUGCCAAAGCUGAAGUUGGAAAUGCCGAAUCAGAGCUGAAACAGCUGAAAACAAAAAUUAGCCACUCUGAGAAGGAGCUGAAAGAGAAAAAAGGGCAACUGGUUUCAAAAUGUGAUGAAGCGGCUGCUGUAGAAAAUGAGCUCAAUGCCAGAAAGAAAGAUUUGGAUGCUGUUAAAGCAGCCAUGGAAUCUAUUACUUAUCAAGAAGGCCAGAUGGAAGCUUUGCAAAAGGAUCGGUCUAUUGAGUUAGAAGUAAUUCAGAAGCUCAAAGAUGAAGUCCGUAUUCUUUCAGGACAGCUGGCAAAUGUUCAGUUUAACUACCGUGACCCUGUAAAGAAUUUUGACAAAUCAAAGGUUAAAGGGGUAGUUGCAAAGCUUAUAAAAGUAAAAGACAGUUCAACGAUGACUGCCCUAGAGGUUGCUGCUGGAGGCAAGCUGUUUAAUGUUGUUGUAGACACAGAAAAUACUGGAAAACAACUGCUACAAAAUGGAGAUCUGCAGAGAAGAGUAACAAUUAUACCUUUGAAUAAAAUCCAGACCAAUACCAUUCCUCCUAGAGUUCAACAGGCAGCUGUUAGACUGGUUGGUGAAGGCAAUGCUCGGUUGGCCCUUCUUUUGGUUGGAUAUGAUGAUGAAGUGAAGAAUGCAAUGGCUUAUGUGUUCGGUUCAACAUUUGUUUGCCGAAGUACCAAUGCAGCAAAGGAGGUUGCAUUCAAUCGAGACAUCUCCACCCCUAGUGUGACUCUUGAAGGUGAUAUUUUUCAGCCAAGCGGUCUUUUGACUGGUGGAAGUCGCAAAGGUGGUGGCGAGCUGUUAAGACAGCUCCAUGCAUUAGCUGAGGCUGAAUCAGAGCUCUGCAUUCAUCAGAGAAAAUUUUCAGAAAUUGAAGAAAAGAUUGCCAUUCUGUUGCCUCUUCAGAAGAAGUACAUGCACCUGAAAUCUCAGUUGGAACUCAAGUCAUAUGAUCUUUCACUCUUCCAGAGCAGAGCUGAGCAAAAUGAGCACCAUAAGCUAGGUGAGCUGGUGAAGAGGAUUGAACAAGAGCUUGAAGAAGCGAAACUGAAAGCAAAAGAAAAGCAACUUCAUUAUGAAAAAUGUGUUUUCACUGUUUCCGCUCUUGAAAUAUCCAUCAAGGAACAUAGCAAUCAUCGUGAGAGUAGACUCAAAGAUCUUGAUAAAAAGAUUAAAACCUUGAAAUCUGAUAUGCAGUCAGCUUCAAAGCAUCUCAAGGGUCAUGAAAGUGAAAGGGAGAAGCUUAUGAUGGAGAAAGAUGCUGUUAUUCAAGAGUUUGCUAUGCUUGAAAACCAGUUAGCUUCUUCAGAAACUCUGAUUAGUACUCUUACCACAGAAUUGGAAAAACAAAAAAGCAAGGUUGGCUCCAUAAAGCAGGAAUUUGAUCAAGCUGAAUCCGAAUUGAACUUGAGUCGCUCAAAAAUGAAAGAAUGUGAUUCACAAAUAAGUCACAUUGCUAAAGAGCAGCAGAUGCUUCAACAGAAACUUAGUGAUGCAAAUGUCGAGAGAAAGAAGUUGGAAAAUGAGGUAAAACGUAUGGAGAUAGAGCAGAAAGAAUGUUCCUUGAAAGUCGAUAAGUUACUUGAGAAACAUGGAUGGAUCACUACUGAGAAGCAACUGUUUGGAAAAAGCGGAACAGACUAUGACUUUUCAUCACGUGAUCCUUACAAAUCAAGGGAAGAACUUGAAAACCUGCAAGCUGAACAAUCUGGCCUGGAGAAGAGGGUAAACAAAAAAGUUAUGGCAAUGUUUGAGAAAGCAGAAGAUGAAUACAAUGAUCUAAUAUCCAAGAAAAACAUCAUUGAGAAUGAUAAGUCAAAAAUUAAGAAGGUGAUUGAAGAGCUGGACGAAAAGAAGAAAGAAACUCUGCAAGUAACAUGGGCCAAAGUGAACAAGGAUUUUGGCUCCAUCUUUAGUACGCUUUUGCCAGGCACAAUGGCUAAGCUCGAACCUCCUGAGGGAUGCAGUUUCUUAGACGGUCUUGAGGUUCGUGUAGCAUUUGGAUGUGUUUGGAAGCAGUCUCUAUCUGAACUCAGUGGAGGACAACGAUCUCUUCUUGCACUUUCUCUUAUUCUGGCAUUGCUUCUUUUCAAACCUGCACCACUUUAUAUACUAGAUGAGGUGGAUGCUGCUCUUGAUCUAAACCAUACACAAAAUAUUGGAAGAAUGAUCAAAGCUCAUUUUCCACAUUCCCAGUUCGUUGUGGUUUCUCUUAAAGAGGGGAUGUUUAACAAUGCUAAUGUCUUAUUCCGGACUAAAUUUGUCGAUGGAGUUUCCACAAUUACAAGAACAAUAGCCUCAAAACAGAGAUAAUAUUCUGAUGAUCUCUCACGUUCUUCACUGUGUUAGGAGACAUUCACUGUUUGUCCUAAUUCAUCUAAUAGAUGACUGUUGCCUCGGCCUAGAGGGAGAUGCAAAAAGAUAAAUAGCCUCAAGUUUGCUCUGAGAGUACUUGUGACUUCUAUUUUGUACAGUUGGUUGUUUCAGAGCAGUUGGUGUGGUAAAGAAGGCAUUUUCCGAAUCUGAAGCAAUAUCUUUGUAAUAAUAGAGGUUUCCUGUCUUCUCCAGUCACUGUAAGAUAAACAGAAUCGAGUGUAUUUAUUCUUACCGAAACAUGUAGGUGUAUUAUUGGCUUUAUGCCAUGCUAGAAAAAUGAGAUUGUGUACUCUUCACUCA
This is a messenger RNA of Phoenix dactylifera (date palm), 4118 nucleotides long. RefSeq names its product structural maintenance of chromosomes protein 2-2-like. The record is from RefSeq and is a predicted model, not a curated record. Gene Ontology annotation, cellular component: chromosome. Lineage: Eukaryota; Viridiplantae; Streptophyta; Magnoliopsida; Arecales; Arecaceae. Gene Ontology annotation, biological process: chromosome organization. Gene Ontology annotation, molecular function: protein binding; ATP hydrolysis activity; ATP binding.